GAACAAGAUAACGAAGAACAGUCUAGACUCUGGAUAAAUACUUUCACUCAUAUCCUCUCUCUUAAAAUAAGCUUCUCUAAAGAAGUAAGAGAGAGAGAGAGAAAGAAAAAAAAAUGACGGACGGAAUAUUCUGGUAUCCAUUUCGGAGAUUCCAUGAAUGGUCAGGAAGAUCAACGGCUCUGAUUGAUUGGAUGGAAUCUCCAAACGCACAUAUCUUCAAAAUCAACGUUCCAGGUUAUAACAAAGAGGAUAUAAAAGUUACAAUUGAAGAAGGAAACGUUUUGAGCAUAAGAGGAGAAAGAUUGAAGGAGGAAGAGAAGGAAAAGAAAGAGAAUUUGGUGUGGCACGUGGCGGAGAGAGAAGCUUUCUCCGGUAAAGGCGAGUUUCUCCGGCGGAUUGAGUUGCCGGAAAAUGUGAGAGUUGACCAAGUCAAAGCCCACGCUGAGAACGGUCUCCUCACGGUGGUUGUUCCCAAGGACAUGUCACCCAAAUCCUCCAAAACCAGGAAUAUCAACAUCACUAGCAAGCUCUGAAGAUUAAACCGGACUUAACCGCUUUUUUGGUUUUCAUAAUCCUACUUUUUGAAUAAAAUUGGAAUGUGUGUACUUGAUGAAUCAAACAAGUAAGGUUACGAAAAUGUAGUAUUUCAAGAUAGUGUAAAAAAUGUGUAAUCUGGUUUUUAACCCGGUUUUUGAAGAAUAAGAAACCAAAAA
Molecule: messenger RNA, 713 nt
Organism: Eutrema salsugineum
Lineage: Eukaryota; Viridiplantae; Streptophyta; Magnoliopsida; Brassicales; Brassicaceae
Product: 15.7 kDa heat shock protein, peroxisomal
Exons: 2
Coding region: 114-533 (139 amino acids)
Biological process (GO): response to heat; response to hydrogen peroxide; response to salt stress
Source: RefSeq, a predicted model, not a curated record